AUGCAAAUUAGAAAAAAACAAAGUGAAGCAAAAGGACCUAUUAUGAAGACUUCGUUCAAGACAUCGAGGAACUGCUGCUCCAGCAGCAGCAGCGCAGCAGGCAGCGAGGGGGCUACCAGCAGCAGCGGGCGGCCUUCUGCUGCUGCUGCUGCUGCUGCUGCUGACGCUGAUGCUGCAGCAUCUGCUGCAGCAGGGUCCGCAGCAGCCGCAGCAGCGCCCUAUGCCGCAGCGGCCUCCGCAGCCGCUGCUGCUGCAGCAGCCUCAGCAGCAGCAGCAGCAGCAGCAGGCGUCGCUGCGAUCCCGGGCUUCGACAUGGCAGCAGUUCUGCGGGACCGCCAGCUUCUGCAGCUGCUGCAGCUCUCUUACCCCAUUUCCAUUGUUGCUGCAAUGACUCCUAAAAGAGCCAUUGGCAUUUCCAACAAACUCCCCUGGCCUCCUUUGCCUCCGGACUUCAAACACUUUUCCCACCUCACGCAGUUCACCCGCCCCAGGGGGCCCCCCGGGGGCCCCCCGAACGCGGGGGGGGCCCCUUGGGGGCCCCUGCACGGAGGGGCCCCUGCGGGGCCUCCACACACCCCAGGGGCCCCUUCAGGGGCCCCUGCAGCACCCCUGGGGGGCCCCACCGCCUUCGGAGGGGCCCCCAAUGGGGCCUCCGCUGAAGCAGGGGCCCCUGGGGCCUCCUCUAGCCAGGGGCCCCCGGGAGCCUCCUCUGGGGGGCCCCCCUCGGGGGCCCCCCGCAGGGGUGGUUAUUUGCUGAAUUGUGUUAUUAUGGGGCGGAAGACUUGGGAGUCUUUGCCUGCAAAUUCUAGGCCCUUAAAGGGCCGCGUGAAUGUAGUGGUUACUUCUUUUCAGACAGCAGAAGAGCUGCUGGCGUCGUCGGCAGCAGCAGCACCAGCAGCAGCAGCAGCACAUAAGGCAGCCGCAGCAGCAGCAGCAGCAGGUGCAGCAGAGACGGGAGCGGCAGAAGCAGCAGGAGGACCAGCAGCAGCAGCAAAGGAACCAGCAGCAGCAGAGCCAACGGCGAAGGCAGCGCCGAAGGCAGCGACUCCUCUAGCAGCAGCAUCAGCGUCAGCAGCAGCAGCAGCAGCAGCAGCAGAAGGCCGCCCGCUGCUGCUGGUAGCCCCCUCGCUGCCUGCUGCGCUGCUGCUGCUGGAGCAGCAGUUCCUCGAUGUCUUGAACGAAGUCUUCAUAAUAGGAGGCGCCAAUCUCUAUGCCUCUGGGCUGGCCCUCGGGAUUGUUUCUACUCUUUACAUUACCCGCGUGGCUGUGGAGUUUUCUGCUGAUGUUUUCUUCCCCCAGUUCGGCCCUGUGCAGCAGCAGCAGCAGGAGCAGCAGCAGGAGCAGCAGCAGGAGCAGGAGCAGCAGCAGCAGCAGCUGCUGCUGCUGCAGCAUGGGGACUCGGGGCCGUGGGGCGGCUUGACGGAGGGGUUUGAGACAACUUACAUUAGCAAAAGCAAAGCCUACAAUGGCAUUCCUUAUGAUUUCGUUAUUAUGGAGAAGCAGCAGCAGCAGCAGCGGCAGCAGCAGCAGGAGCAGGAGCAGCAGCAGGUGGGGUGGAGUGGCCCUGAGCACCAUAGAGCUGCUGCCGCCGCGCUGGCUGCAGCAGCGAAACACCCGGCAGCAGCAGCUUUGGACGCGGCCGAGGGUUUAGGGUUUGCUGCUGCUGCUGCUGCUGAGGGUUUUGUAAAAGUGCUGCCAGCUCUUAAGGGCCGCCACCACGAAGAGCUGCAGUACUUGGAACUAAUUGCUGACAUUCUCAACAACGGGCAGCAGCAGCCAGACAGAACCGGCGUUGGGGUAAAGUCUGUUUUCGGCCGUCUUAUGCGCUUUUCUCUGGAGGAGACUUUUCCUCUUUUGACGACCAAACGGGUCUUCUGGAAGGGGGUUGUGGAGGAGCUGCUGUGGUUCAUACGCGGUGACACCAACGUCAACAACCUGAGCAAGCGUGGAGUCAAGAUCUGGGACUUAAACGCUACUCGAGAGUUUUUGGAUAGUCGAGGGUUGACCGACAGAGAGCCAGGCGACAUAGGGCCGAGCUACGGCUUUCAGUGGAGGCACUUCGGCGCUGCCUACAAAGACAUGCACACAGACUACACCGGCCAGGGGGUGGACCAGCUGAAAGACGUAAUUCACAAACUUCGGACAAACCCUAAUGACCGGCGCAUCAUCAUGACUGCUUGGAAUCCAGCAGGCAAGGCGCUGGGCCUGAUGGCGCUGCCGCCGUGCCACGUGCUGUGUCAGUUCCACGCGGCCGCGGGGCGGCUGUCUUGCUGUUUGUACCAGCGCAGCUGCGACGUGGGGCUGGGGGUGCCUUUCAAUGUUGCUUCUUAUUCUUUGUUGACAAUUUUGAUUUCAAAAAUAACAAAUUUAAUUCCUUUUGAACUUGUGCACUGCCUCGCCAACGCCCACGUCUACGCCAGCCACCAGCAGCAGCUGCUGCUGCAGCUGCAGCGCCCCCCCGCGCCUUUUCCCGCCCUCAGAGAAAUCGAGGACUUCACUGCAGACAGCUUUGAGCUCGUCGGCUAUAACCCUCACCCCACCAUCAAAAUGCCAAUGGCCGUCUAA
This is a messenger RNA of Eimeria tenella, 2565 nucleotides long. Its product is annotated as bifunctional dihydrofolate reductase / thymidylate synthase, putative. The record is from RefSeq and is a predicted model, not a curated record. NCBI's taxonomy places the organism in Eukaryota, Apicomplexa, Conoidasida, Eucoccidiorida, Eimeriidae. Gene Ontology annotation, molecular function: thymidylate synthase activity; dihydrofolate reductase activity. Gene Ontology annotation, biological process: tetrahydrofolate biosynthetic process; dTMP biosynthetic process. Gene Ontology annotation, cellular component: cytosol; mitochondrion. Bases 1 to 2565 code for a protein of 854 amino acids. The transcript is spliced from 11 exons.